This is a messenger RNA of Geodia barretti, 3570 nucleotides long. The record is from the annotation of a GenBank genome assembly. Lineage: Eukaryota; Metazoa; Porifera; Demospongiae; Tetractinellida; Geodiidae.
UAAAGCACAAGAGCGGGACGCUAAUGCGCGCAUAAUUCGAAAGACGACCUAGCUAGUAUCUUCAGCGAAGAUUAUACCUAUCAAAACAUCGCUAAACUCUGCCUCAUAGUUGACCCAGUAGCUAACAAAUAUCCUCCCUUGCACGAUGCAUUUUGAUCCACCAGGUUUUGCAAGUCCCUGAUUGAUCAUGUGACAGCGACACAGCGGACAUUGACUACUACUGAAAAUGGCCGCUUCCGCCGCUGUCUCGGCCAGCCUGUCAGAGUUAGAACCUUACCGCUUGCCCAACGUCCGCCGAACUGGUCGGACGAUCGGGGCUGGCGCAUACGGCAAUGUGGUUGAAGUCGCCAUACCCGGAGCCCUCUGCGCUGCCAAGAAAGUACACGACUUUUUCCUAGAUCCAGGACAGACACCCCCUGAAGGUAUCCAUAAAGCGAUGAGAGAAUUUGUGAACGAAUGCAAGCGCAUGAGUACUCUACGCCACCCGCACAUCGUCCAGUUUCUUGGCGUAUGCGACCUUCCCGGGUCCAGGAUACCGGCGCUAGUCAUGGAGAAGCUGGUUACGAGUCUUCACGAUAUUCUGGAUCCCGAGCCGAAACCGACCAGUAAGCCCUAUAUUCCUGUCGGGCUGAAGUGCUCGAUCCUUCACAAUGUUGCCAGUGGUGUCUCGUUCAUGCACAGCCAAACGCCGCCUAUAAUCCACCGAGAUUUGUCGGCUAAAAACGUUCUCUUGACAGAGGGGAUGGUGGCCAAGAUAGCGGACCUGGGCAUGGCUCGCAUUGUGCCCAGCUUACAGGCUGCAGUUAUGACAAAAACUCCAGGUGCUCCAAUAUACAUGCCUCCGGAGGCAGUGCAAGAUAAGUCACUGUAUGACAUCACAAUUGACAUAUUCUCUCUCGGUGUUCUGGCUCUUUUCACACUAUCACAAAUGUUCCCUGAUCCACUGUCAGCUACGUACGUGGACAGUAAAAGUGGUAAAGUUGUUGGCCGGACUGAGUUAGAGCGACGCAGCCAAUACAUGCAGGAGGUGUGGAAGCAAUUUCAAAAGGGGCAUCCCCUUAUAAAAAUGAUCGAGGGUUGUCUGAAGGACAGUAUUGAGGAGCGACCCAAAAUUGACCAGAUAUUAGGGUGGCUCACACAGGCCAGAGAUGAAGCAAACGCGGACUUUAUCGAUGGACACAAACUGGUACUGCUACAAGCCUUGCAAUCAAAAACAGAGGAGCUGCUAGCCAAAGACGAGCAUAUCGCACUGAGAAUCCAGCAGAAUGAAAUUCAAAAAGAGCAGCUUGAGUACCGUGUGGCACAGGUUAAUUACUUGGAAGUGCAAGUUGAAUCGUUGCUCCAGCAGCCUCAAAGGAGACUUUCCUGUUCACGAGCUGAGAGACGUGCGAAAUCUCAAGGGGUCGUGUUACUUGAUGAAGAUGAAGCUGCCCCACGACCUGUUUCGGAACAGGGAAGCAAGGAACCGAAGCAAUCGUUACUCAAAGAGGGUUCCACACCUAGUCGCACGAUGCAGGUAAAAACACCCGUAACUACAGCUAAUGGAGGGUUUACAUACCACGAGCUACCACUUCAAGAUGCAGGAGCAACUGACCAAGAGCAAGCAAAAAAGGUCACAGGGUUACCUACAGCUUCUGCAGCUAUUGGAGGCGAGAAAGGAGGACAAGUUUCUUCAACAAGACUUAUUCUGGUGGGAGACGUGUCUGUCAAACUCCGGAGAACUUCGUCGCCAAUCUAUAUGGAGCUUGGAAAAGCUAGAGGGGCACCGACUCUAACAGCAGCUGCUCCUGAACCUGUAAAGCAAGCGGAAAAGGACACCUCAAAAACCCCAAUCACAGGACGCAGCAGUAAAGGAAAAACUCCAGCAGUGCAACAAGCCGCAUCCCUUUCUGCAGUUGGAACAGAGAGACCUCACAAAUCUAUGGCUGCAGAAAGACAUUUGGGCCAACGAGAAGAGAAAGCGAGAAUAUCAUCACCUUCCAAAGCCCGAGCUAUGCCUCUCAAAGACACGGCUGUACUUGGAACUACCAUGAAACACAAGAAAGAGACUACAGCACCGCAUGUUCAGCGCAGGUUUCCACCACCUCCACCAACUUAUGAAAGUACAGCACAGCUCAAAUUGAAAGGAUGUGUUCUACCUCCAGAAAGAUCCCUGUGAAGCAAAUCGUGUCCCAAUCUGCACCUAACGGAGCAUUUGAGGCCCAAACAUUGCUAAAUGAAAAUUUGAUUUUUACUGCAUCUCCUGUGGGAAAAGAAACAGAGGCUACACCACUAUCUGUUUCACUGAAGUCACAAAGUGUGCUAUUUACAGCUACAACUGUUGCUACUAGCUCUCCUAUGAAAGAAGUAAUGGCCACACCUUCAUCUGUAUGUGAACAACCUCUCAGGUCACAAAGAUUAGAUGGGGCCACAAACACUACUGGUACUGCACAUCCUCUGGAACAAGCCAAAGAGGUCGUCCCUCCGUCUUUAGUGAAAGAAUUACAACGCAAGACAGCAGCAGCUGCAGCAACACAAGGAACACAGGCAUCAUGCAAGUCGAAGAGUUUUCUAGAAGGAGCCGCAACUGUUGUUGGACCUUCUCAGAAGAAAGAAGAGAAAACUGAAAAACAACUAAAGCAUCACACUUCAGCCACUACUGGCCCUACUUGCAAACAACCAAAUGAGACAACACCAGCUGCUCCAUACAGCAAUGUCACACCUGUAAAAGCCCCUUUGGCUUCGGCUACUGCACAACUAUCCUUCACUCGAAGCUUCGUGCCUCCAGCCACUGGGAAGGCUACACCAUUGUCAAUGUCUGUGACUGAUGCAGGGCCUGUCAAAUCCCACCUUUUGCUUCAAGACAACACUUCACCUUCCUCAGAACUUCCUGAAAAGUCUACAGCACCCUCCAUUAGUGAAGAGUCUCAGAAUGGCAUACUACUUCAAGUUGCACAGUUUCCUGAAGGAGCUCAGCAGUCUACAUUAUCAUCAAACAUUGCUGAGGGACAGCAUAAGUCUCAGAAUACACCACUUCAAAUUACAAAUUCAUCUGAGCAGUCUGCAGUGAAAUCAUCUUCUACCAGUCGCGAAAUGGUUGAAGGGAAGCACGUAACAUUUCGGAAACAACCAUCACAUUUACCAAAAUACCAAGCUUUGCUUCUUUCAGCAACAGAAACUACAAAGACACAACACGUAGCUAGAGGACCCAUCAAAUGUCAAACCUUGCCUCGGAAAGCUACAGUGGAGCCCCCGCAGAAAGAAAAUAAAGAGGGGUCACAUCUUACGCGAAGGAAUACCAUGCCCACAGUACGUAUACCGAACACAUCGCGGCCCACUGCUUGUCCGUAUAAUAAUAUACCGAAGCCAACACCUAUGAUUGGGGUCCCGCCGCGUGAGUCACCUAGCUAUCUCAUCAGAUCAGAGGAAAGAAGGAAAUGACAUGAUGUAAUAACAGCACUGUGUUUAGAUAGCAAAGGACUUUCUGCAUGCGCUGAUGUCUAUUAUCACUCACCUGAGCCUUAGAGUACGGACUAAGGUACACCAUUAUUAUUGAUGUUGGACAAGCCACAAUAUUAAUUUUACAAGCGC